ACUGAACUUUGAACAAAUAUUCUGAUUCUAUAUUCUGAGAUAAUAUUUUGUUGAUUUCGCUGUGAAAAAUUGUUCAUUGUUUUCCAAGAGGAAAAAAUAACUCCAAAUCAACUACAAUAAUGUCGUUAUUUCAUUCAUAUAAAUUGAAACGACGAAAAGUCGAAGAAGAAUUAAAGGCUGCGGCAGCAGCUGCAGCCGCAGCUGCCGCUGCUGCAGCUACAUUAACUUCCGGUGAUCAAAUGAAAUCUAUUUCAUCCGAUGAUCAGACGUCGAUGGCGACAACAACAACAGUGAACAACAACAAUGAUUUAGUUGAUGAUACUGUUGAAAAUAAAAUUGUCGAUUCGAUAAAAACAACAACGGCGGCGACAACUACAUCAUCAUCGAUAACCACAACAAUGACCACCGCAACAACAACAGUCACAAUGAAUGGUACAAUAAAUGGAACAACAAUGAUGACUUCAACGACGACAAAAAUGUUAUCAUUAACUGAAAAUCCGGAAUCAAUAGAAUCAUCGACAUUAUCGUCUGCCUCUUCACCACCACCACCUUCUUCAUCCUCGAUGACCAAUAAUUCAUCAUCAUCACCAUUAUCAUCAGGGUCUUUAGCCGAUGAUGAUCCAUUAAUAAUAGUUGAUCGUCAUCAUAAUCAUUCACCAUCAUCAUCACCACCACAAUUAUCGACAACAUCAAUUAUACAAUGUGAUCAUCAUUCAACGGCGAUGCUAUCAUCAUUGAUGAAUAAAGCAACUGUCACAACAAAAUCAAGUGAUUCAAUUGAUUCAGCGACCGGUUCAUUGUCAUCUGGAUCAACAUCAUCGUCGUUAUCAUCAUCAUCAUCAUCAUCGUCUUCGUCAUCAUCUGGUAAUGGUAGUGAACAUGAACAAUGUUUAGAUUUAUCCAAACCAAGAUCUUUACCACAAUCAACGACUUCAUCGGUGACGCCAAACAUGACAACAACUGCUACAACGACAACAACAAUUAAUCGACCAUUAUUAAUGGUUGCAACCACUGUAGCAAAUGAUUCUAAUACGACAACGACAACAUCAACAUCAUCGAAUAUUGGCCACACACAUGGUUCUUUAUUACAUCAUACGUUGAAUGGUUUUAUUAGUUCAUCAUCCUCAUCAUCAGCUUCUUCACCGCCAUCAAAUGUGGGUGGGGCAGCAUCACCAAUGGAACAUCAGUCACAUUCAACUUCGUCAUCAUCCGCAUCGUCACCAUCAUCUGGUAAUGGAAGCGGUAGCCUAGAAUCAUUAGGUAUUAAUGGUGGUUUGGCAGCCGUUUGUAUAGGCGAAUCAUCGCCAUCGGCUUGUUCAUUAUCGAGUGGAUCAUCACCACCACAAUCCUCAUCAACAUCGUCGCUGUCCACUUCAGCAUCAUCGUCGUCCAUAGUCAAAUCUUCAAAUUCUUCAAUGAUGAUGGUCGGUGGUCAAUCGUCACAGAUUUCAAAAUCUGGAAAUAAUAAUAAUAACAAUAAUACAAAUGUUAGUACGGCAUCGAUUGGUUCUUUGAUAUUAUCAUCAGCUUUGUUAAAUGGUGGAAUGUCUGCAGCGGCAGCAGCAGCAGCUGCCGCAAUUGCUGCACAAGCUGCCGCUGCUCAACAACAACAACAACAAGAAUCACAAAAAUCAGCGGCGGCAACCAUCCCUGGUACUGCAUCAUUACCAUCAGCGGCAAAUGGUACAUCAUCAUCGUUAACAUUUUCCGGUUCAAAUUCGGCAACUACAACGACAACUACUGCCACCGCCGUUGUUGCUGCAGCUCAACAAUUAGGUCCACAUCAUGGAUUUCCUUUAUCACAUUAUCAACAACAGCAACAAUUACGAUUAGAUCCAGUUGCUGCAGCUGCUGCAGCUGCUCAACAGCAACAGAAUCAACCACAACCUGGUGAUAAUCAACAAAUGAUCUGUAUGAUAUGUGAAGAUCGAGCAACCGGAUUACAUUAUGGAAUCAUUACCUGUGAAGGUUGUAAAGGAUUCUUUAAACGUACUGUACAAAAUAAACGAGUUUAUACUUGUGUUGCCGAUGGCCAAUGUUUAAUUACUAAACAACAACGUAAUCGAUGUCAAUAUUGCCGAUUUCAGAAAUGUCUGAGGCAAGGUAUGGUUUUAGCUGCCGUACGAGAAGAUCGUAUGCCUGGUGGUCGUAAUUCAGGUGCCGUUUAUAAUCUGUACAAAGUUAAAUAUCGAAAACAUAAGAAACCGGGUUCAAAUAAUUCGUCUAGUUCGUCACCGGUCGGAACAAAUACUGCCACAUCAUUAGCCAUAUCAUCAUCACAGCCAAAUAGUCCAAUGAUGGUCUCAGCAAAUGGUACAACAACGACCAUAACGCCCACAACACCGCCAAUCAAUAUGAUGAUGAAUGGAAAUGGUUCACCAUUAAUAUCCAAUAAUCACACUGCCAAUCAUACAAAUCCGUUUGCAACAUUAAAUGGACAUCAUGGUAGCCAUAUUAAUCAUCAUCAACCUCAACAUCAUCAUCAAAGUUCCUUGAUGAAUGGUCAUCAUAAUCAUAAUCAUAAUAGUGGGGGUUUAACGCCAAUUCCUCGAUUAAAUGGUACAACAAAUUCAUCAUCAUCAUCAUCAUCACCACCACCAUCUGGUAUAUUGAAAACUGUUUUAACAAUGCCACAUCGUCUUCAUAAUCAUCAACAUUCGACAUCGCCAACGACAGCAACUACAUCAUCAUCAACAACAUCAUUAUCAUAUGUAAAUGGUAAAAAUAGUAAUAGUGAUGUGUCUCUUUAUCGUCAUCUUAAUGGAUCAUCAUCAACAUCAUCAUCAUCCACAACGACGACAACAACAUCAUCGACCAUCGGAUCGAAUUCAGCAUUUAAUUUAAUCAAUAACAACAAUAAUAAUUCAUCAUCAACCAAUCAUUCACAUCUAGCACAAGCUGCGGCUGCUGCAGCUGCAGCCAGUAUAUUUCCUGUGUUGAUCGUAAACGGAUUCCUAAAUAAUGGUGGUAAUCAAGUUUUAACAUCGAUUGCACGACAAAUGCAUCUAAUAUUAGCUAAUGCAUCUUCAGCCAAUGAUGGUAAUAAUGGUGAAUGUUUAAUGUCACGUGAUGAAAGUGAUCAAUAUUUAUCCGCUUUGAUUGAUUGUGAUGAUUUUGCCGAAUUCGGAUCUUUAUCCGCAUUGGAAUUAACGGAAACAUCGACAGCGUCGAAUAGCAAUGAAUUAAGUGAUCGAUUAUGUUCAAUCGGUGAUUCAAUCGUAUAUCGAUUAGUACAAUGGACCAAACGUUUACCAUUCUAUGAACAAUUACCCGUUCAUACACAUACACAGCUAUUGACACAUAAAUGGCAUGAAUUACUAGUCCUAUCAACAUGUGCAUUUUCAGCUAUAAAUAGUAAUACAACAUGUAUUGAAUCAUUGGAUAUGGAAAUACGACAAUGUAUGACAAAUUUAGCUGGUAAUCUAUCACGAUUAAAUGCAACAUCAUCCGGUACUAUUAUAUCAUGUGCACAAUUAGAAAUGGAAGCCGGCGGUUUAGUAUCCGAAUUAUGUGCCGUACGAUUUGCAUUCAAAUCAUUAGGAUUAACAUUGAAUGAAUUUGUUGCAUUAAAAGUUAUUGCAAUGACCAGUAUUGUUGCUAAUAAUAAUAAUGAAAAUAUUAAUAAUUCUGGAUCUCGAAGUGAUAAUCAACAACAACAGCCAGAUAUUGCUGAUCCAAAUUCUGUAUUAAAGAUACGUGAUCGUUAUCUUAAAGCAUUGGUUUCACAUUUGAUACAUAAAAAACCACCACUUGGUUCUGGGCAAUGUUCAACAGUUGCACAAUUAGCAUUAAAUGGCAUGGCUGGUGGUGGUAAUGUUGGUGGAAAUGGUAAUGGAAAUGGUUCAUCAGCUGCAUUUAUAUCAUCAUUAAAUUCAGCAGCACAGACACAUAAUCUAACCAGUGCAUUAGGACCAAAUGCAGGUCAUGUAUUGGCACGAAUGAAUUCUUUAUUGAAUCUAUUGGCACAAGUUAGUUCGGCUGCAAAUCUACUAUUACAAUCGAAAAUGUUUUAUGUACCGUUCCUUAUGAAUUGCAGUAGUAACAAUAAUAAUAAUAAUUUAAAUAAUAAUAAUUCAUCGACAACAACAACAACUGGAACUAUGAAUAAUCAGAAUAAUAAUUCAAUGAUAAAUGGCCAUCAUCAUCAUAAUCAUCAUAAUAAUAAUAAUCAUCACCAUAAUCAUAAUAUUCCAUAUAUUGCUAUGCGACAACAACAACAACAUUAUGAUGCUCAUCAUCAUCAUUCAUCAUUAAAUCAUAGAUCACAAAUUAUAACUAAUAAUAAUUCUAUGAAUCGAUUUUCACCACCAACAUCUUCAUCUACAUCGAAUCAAUCAAAUAAUAAUAAUACUUCAACAACAACAUCAUCAUCAUCAUCAUCGUUAACAAAUGGUACAACGAUAACUCCAUCCACGCAACCACCACCAACAACAACACCUACACCUAUUCUUGCAUCGGGAUCAGGUGUUGGUUCCAAUUGAAAACAACAAAUCUCAUGAAAAUAAUUGCGAUAAAUUAAUUGAUUAAAUGAUAACAAUACAAACGAGCAGCUACAAAACACUAAAGCAAAGUGGAAUUUUUCUGAGAC
Messenger RNA from Dermatophagoides pteronyssinus (European house dust mite), 4588 nucleotides. It is a transcript of the gene Hr4, whose product is annotated as nuclear hormone receptor 4. The record is from RefSeq and is a predicted model, not a curated record. NCBI's taxonomy places the organism in Eukaryota, Metazoa, Arthropoda, Arachnida, Sarcoptiformes, Pyroglyphidae. Gene Ontology annotation, molecular function: RNA polymerase II cis-regulatory region sequence-specific DNA binding; zinc ion binding; nuclear receptor activity. Gene Ontology annotation, biological process: tissue development; hormone-mediated signaling pathway; regulation of transcription by RNA polymerase II. Gene Ontology annotation, cellular component: RNA polymerase II transcription regulator complex.